Molecule: messenger RNA, 2544 nt
Organism: Fusarium redolens
Lineage: Eukaryota; Fungi; Ascomycota; Sordariomycetes; Hypocreales; Nectriaceae
Exons: 3
Coding region: 463-2544 (693 amino acids)
Biological process (GO): endocytosis; intra-Golgi vesicle-mediated transport; endoplasmic reticulum to Golgi vesicle-mediated transport
Cellular component (GO): Golgi apparatus
Molecular function (GO): protein binding; GTPase activator activity
Source: RefSeq, a predicted model, not a curated record
CCAGAGUGUGGCAACUGCUUCUUCCCGCACCUGCAUCCCGUCCGUCUUAAGGCACCUACCGCUCUGACCUGAAUCGCACGGCGCAACAGAAAGGAAGUACCCUUUCUAGGUCAACUUUCAUCUUUUCUUCUCCUUCUUUUCAAUCUCAUCAACGACUUGAACCGCCUCGCCUCGCAUUGCAUCGCUUCUUCUUUGUCCCUCCUUUUGCCUGCAUUGUUGGUAAUUAAGUGCUUUUCUUCAUCCGCGGCAUCUACUUUACAUAAUUGCUUGCUUCUUUCUGCUGCCCGUCGACGACAACCCCCGUCCCGGUCUCCGGCCUCCGUACUCCAGACCCCGAUCACCGUGCUUGUACUGCGCGAGCCCUACGACCGACUCGAGACGGUUACACUGCGAGACAGGUUCCUUUGGUACUUCACGUCUUCUAGAGAUCAUUGAAAACUUGAUCUAUCAAGACCCGCCACCAUGUCGAGUAUCAUGAGUAAGCGCCAGCAGGCGCGGAACGAAAAGGCCCUGCAGGAUCUUGUGCAGAACACCCCGGGCAAUAAUAUGUGCGCUGAUUGCCACGCGCGUAAUCCAGGUACGCUCCAGAUGUACAAAGAAGCUCAUCCUGGGCCGAUAAAGUCCUUGAGCAUGGACAGUUGGACCAACGAGCAAGUCGACAACAUGCGAAAGGUCGGAAAUAUCACAUCCAACAACAUCUAUAACCCCGAGCAUCGCAAACCACCCGUCCCGGUCGACGCUGACGAAGCCGAUUCUGCCAUGGAACGAUUCAUCAGACAGAAAUAUAUGAAUAAUACUGUUAGCGGAACGGGAAAGCCCAAAUCUUCUCACAUAGGCGAAGGAACACCUCCACCACUGCCGCCUAAGAACUCGAAGUUCGGAUUCCGAUCAGCUUCAUCUAUCUUCCCUCUGUCGUCCAAGUCGAAGAAGGACGCCAAAACCAUUACAGCUGGGCAAGGUGGACGUAGCGAGUUUCCAAGACCCCCCAAUAAACCAUCAAAAGUAUUCGGCGCCACCCUGGAUCUUGAUCAACCGGACGACAUGGAGCAAAAGCUGGCUAGGCUACAAGACAUGGGAUUUCAGGACGCCAAACGCAAUGCUCUGGUUUUGAAAGGUGUUAAUGGCAACUUAGAGCGAGCGAUUGAGACUCUUGUGCGCUUGGGUGAGGGUAGUGGUCGACCCUCACCUCUUCCCACACCUUCGCCUCGAGAACAGACUCUGCGAACAUCAAGGUCUUUGACGCCCCUGACACCGAGUUCUGGCGGGCUGGGACUCGGCGCAGGUCUCAGUGUUCCCGUCCGUUCAGCUACGGACCGUCCCACUACUCCAUCAAGUGCUUCGACAAAUCCGUUUGACAGCCUAGGAACGGCUCAACCCCAGACGGCCCAAUCGACAGGAAGCCUUCAUAACCGGAACCCGUACGGCCAGACAAACCCAUUCGGGGCGCCAGCCGCUCAACAGCAACAGCCGACCGAUGCGUUCAGCCAGGCGUUCCAGAACAUGUCUCUCUCACCUCAACAGCCUCUGUUCCCUCACCAUACUGGAGGACCAGCACCACAGCAAGCACCACAGGUGACAGGAUACCAACAAGUGGCCCCAUCAGCACCAACAACCCCGAGUGGUUUCUCAACUUUGGGCUUCAGUAAUAACAUGACAUACCCACAGCCGAUCCAAGCGCAGGCGACGGGAUAUAAUCCGUUUCUAGCGAACACAGCAGGUGCAAUCCAGCAACAGUCGCAACAAGGGUCUAAUCCGUUCCCUCAAGUUAACACCAAUCAAGCACCUGCUGGAUAUAACCCGUUCGCUCGAUCCCCAACUCGAAUCGCAUCGCCAAGCCUUGGUCAGAUACCGGAGCAAACGCAGAGUUCGUUUCAAAACUCGUCUGUUUAUCAGGGAUCUGCCGUGUAUCAGAGCCCAGCUCCUUUGAGUCCCCCAGAAACAACCACUAACCCGUUUUUCGCAACUGCUGGUCAGCCUGUGGCGCAAACAGGUCAACAGGCUUUCGUGCAACAACCUGUCGUGCAGCAGAUGCAGAGCCAACCUCAAGCAAGCCACAACCCCUUUGCCCAGCAGCAGCCUGGACAACAAUUCCUUGAGCAGCAGCCACAGAUGUACCAGCAGCAGCAGCAGCAGUUUUACCAACCUCAGAGGCCAGACAAGGCCUCGAUCAUGGCUCUUUUUAAUAACUACCCUCAAACGGUACAACAGCAGCCAGGUGCGGCCUCGGCUCAGCCUUCAUACCAUGUUCAGCAAGCCGCACAAUAUCACCAGCAGCCAACCAUUCCAGAAAACCAGCCCCUGCAAGCUCCAAUGGCAUCCGCGCAGCAGCAACCAAGCGUGCCUCAGCAUCUAUCAUCUAGCACAAACCCUUUCAUGAAUGGUGCGCCUUCUUCUGGCGUCGUUGCUAACGUAAAUGCUGCGACCACUUCAGACCCAUUUGCUGCAAGGAGCAGAGAGAGUAUGAACCUUGGCCUUGACCUUGCGUGGACAAAUGGGCGACACAGCCCAGAUGCAUUUGCGAGCCUCAGUGCACGACAUGGAUGA